Messenger RNA from Triplophysa dalaica, 1615 nucleotides. It is a transcript of the gene lrr1, whose product is annotated as leucine rich repeat protein 1. The record is from RefSeq and is a predicted model, not a curated record. The transcript has 5 exons. Gene Ontology annotation, molecular function: protein binding. Bases 183 to 1430 code for a protein of 415 amino acids. NCBI's taxonomy places the organism in Eukaryota, Metazoa, Chordata, Actinopteri, Cypriniformes, Nemacheilidae.
CCACAGAUCAGAGGUGAAACAUCGUUAAAUAGGAUUUAUGUGAACUGAUCAUUUAAUUGAAUCGACGUGUUACUUUUAUUCAUUAUAUCUUUUUCAGUUAUGGAAGAGUUGGCUGGUUAACAUUAAAGUUUAAGCAAGAGAACAGCGGAGCGCGAGCGCUCCCAUCUCCAGUGUCAGUCAGGAUGAAGCUGCAGUGUGAUGUGGAGGUUAUUAAUCGGAUGUUGCCGACAUUCGGAAUGAAAAAUAAAGGCAAAUCGAGUCGAGCGGUUUUAUCCAUCGGGAAACAUGUGGACAGUUUGUGUUUACUGAUCUGCACAUCUAAAGACAGAAGCGGAUCCAAGUACAAGCUGAAGGAGAAUAUUGAGAAGUUCUUCACGUGGUUUGUUGAAGAGGGCAAAGCGACAGUUCGACUCAAGGAACCGGCUGUUGACAUCUGCUUGAGUAAAGCCGAUAUCAAUGGCUUGAAAAACUUUCUCUCUGCUGCACGACUGGCGCACAGGGGAAGCGACACGGACACCCUUGCUCUUUCCACCCUCGCGCCAGCCCGGGCCAGAGACGUGGAGAAGCCAAAGAAGAAGCUAACCAUCUUGUCAAAAAAGGACUACCCGCUCACGUCUAACUUUCCUUAUUCCCUGGAGCAGCUGCAGGUGUCCUACUGCAAGCUAUCCAGGGUGGACAUGCGCAUGCUCUCGCUCAAAGCGCUCCGCAGGUUAGAUCUCAGCAACAAUCACAUCAAGACGCUGCCGUCCACCAUCGGGGACCUGACCUUCCUCGCUGAAUUAAUUCUUCACAACAAUCAUCUGGAGAGUUUAAGUGAUGCUUUGUGUAAUUCCACUCUGCAGGCGUCUCUUCAGCAUCUGGACCUGAGUCAGAACCGGCUGAAGGUUCUGCCCGCUCGCUUCUGCCAGCUGCGCGAACUCGUAAACCUCAAACUAGACGAUAACAAACUGCUGCAACUUCCUUUUCAUAUCGGGCGGCUCACGAAGAUGCGAUACCUGUCUGCUGCUCAUAACCAGCUCACCGUGCUCCCAGGAGACUUCAGAAAGCUGAGUCUUGAAAACGUGGAUCUGUUUGGGAACCCCUUUACUCAAGCUAAUGCUCUGGAACACACCAUCCAUCUGACGUUUCCGCUGACGCUGCAGGAACUGACGCUGCGCGCUGUGGUGGACCGCAGAAUACCAUAUGCACCUCACAUCAUUCCCUUCCACUUGUGUGGUGAGUUGGAGUUCUGGAAAGCAUGCGACUGCGGCCGAGCGUGCUUGAGCUCCUACAUCCAGACAGCCGUCAGCAUGAAUCUGCAUCUGGUGUCUCACACGGUUGUGUUAGUGGACAACAUGGGCGGCACAGAAGCUCCAGUGCAGAGACAUUUCUGCUCGCUCGUGUGUUACUGUGAGUUCAUGGACAGCUGUGUGCAGCGUGGACUGAGAUGAUGACCACAGCGUCCUCCUGUCGGGAUGUUGUGUGAGAUGUUGCCACAGAAAUCUGGUCUUGAGCAACAGCUUGUUUUUUUUCCAGUGUCUGUUUUAUUUGCUUUUUUAAUGGAUCUUUAGGAGAUUGUGGUUAUUCCUCCAUCACAAUAAAUAUUGUAAAACAAAUAAAAGUUAUUCAAGCUAAA